Messenger RNA from Tilletiopsis washingtonensis, 5210 nucleotides. RefSeq lists its product as hypothetical. The record is from RefSeq and is a predicted model, not a curated record. Bases 157 to 4989 code for a protein of 1610 amino acids. Gene Ontology annotation, molecular function: guanyl-nucleotide exchange factor activity. The transcript has 5 exons. Lineage: Eukaryota; Fungi; Basidiomycota; Exobasidiomycetes; Entylomatales.
CUCCAUCUCUCCCGCUCUCGCCCACCUAUCCUGCAUCUCCACACCGCCGUCGUCCGCCUGUCACCGUUAUCUGCGCGCUCUCGUGACGCCAGUACGGCUGUUCCACGCCGGUGACCCUACUGCCGCCGCAGCGUGCGGCUGCCGCUGCCCGCACCGAUGGCCGCGCCGCAUCUCCCGCCCAAGCCGGGCGCCUACGCUGCUGCGCCGCGUGAGGCUGAAGAGUACUACGCUCAACAGCCGGCCGCAUCACAUCCGCAGCAGCAGCAAUACGCGCAGCACGGCUACGCGCAGUGCUCUCAGCCGCCGCCCGGGCGUGCGUAUGAGCAGCGACCACUGCCGCAGGCGUACCAGCAGCAGCAGGGCGCGCCUUACGAGCCGCGCGCCUCGCUCGAGCAUCCCGAUGCCCGGGCGCCACGACUGCCGUCGCAGUGCUACUCGCCCGGCCUCGGCGGCCUCGACUCGCUGACGAGCGACCUGCAGACGCACAUGUCGUUCUCGUCUGCCGGACCUGCAGCCGAUGCCGCUGCACCGGCAGAGUCGGGCGACUGGCAGGGCAGUGCCGAGCGGCAGGCCUCCUACCACGCCCUGUCCUCGCGCCCGCCCCUGCCGCCGCAUCCCUCGUCCCUCUCCACUAGCCAGCAGCCAUCGACAGACGCAGAGUACGAUGCGUGGCACGAUGCCUCGCGGCCCUUAAGCUCGGCCAGCGCCAUCAUCAACCUCUACGCGUCCGAGAGCCCCGUCGUGGGCAGCGCCUCGGGCGCGCCGUGGAACCAGCAGCCGGGCUACGAGCAGCACGACGUGCAGAGCUCCAAUCGCGCUGCCCGACCACUGCCGCCGCCGCCUGCGCCGCCGGGCUUCUACCACCGCGAGCCAGCCGAUGCCGCCCCUGCGCCGCCUCGAGCGCCAUCAUUACCGCGCACGCCGCAGCAGAGCGGCAACGCCUGGCCGACGAGUCCACGCACGCCCGCAGACUCCGUCGGCGGCCAUCUGCACACCGUCUCGUCCGACUCGAGUGGCAUCGGCGCCACGCCGCCCUCCUGGUCGCCCGAGGUCUCCUCAUUCCGCAUCAGGGGCCGCGAUGGCCCUGCGUCUGGCGGCACGCCGCUCAGUUCCACAGCUGAGUACAACCGCGAGGACCUGUACGGCGGCAUGGAGACGAGCCAGUCGGCGGGCAGCAUUGGCUCGAUGGGGCGCGCCCAGGUCAGCGCCAGCGCUGCUGCUGCCGGCUGGUCAGCAACGCAUCAGAAUGGCUUCAGCCAGGAGGCCAGCUCGUCGUGGGAGCUGUCGGCGCCUGAGCAGCGCGGCGAGCUCAGUCCGAUGCAGCAAGGUCGUGCCACUAGCCCGCACGCCGCGAGCAACGGCAGCUCGGUGCUGGCCAAUCGCAGACUGCCGCCGACGCCGGCGUCUCCUGCGCCGGCGCGCGGGCCCGUCGAAGCGGCCGCACUGCAGCUGCAAGCGCGCGCCACAUCGCCACCGCUGGCGGCGCUGACGACGAGCAGCUCGCGAUCUGAGCCGCAGUGGAACCUAAGCUACGACGCUCCUUCUGCUGCCUCGCCUGGCCGCUUCGUCUCGUCGCCCGCGCCGCAGUCGCCCAGCGCAUACUAUGCCCAUCGUGGGUCGAGCUCGCAGCAGGGCAGCGAGACGACGGGCUCGAGCGCCUCGCGCGCCAACAGCUCGACUCGCCCCUCACUGCUGGCACCGUUGCAUACGCCUUCAACAGCAGGCACGAGCGGGCCCAGCAGUGUCGGCAUGUCGUCGAACACGCGCGUGGCGCGGGCAGGCUCGUACAGCUCCUUCGCCAUGGGUCCCAUGACGCCGCUGCUCGUCCAGACGACCGACGGCUCGCAGCCCGACUUUGCGCUGCUCAGCACGAUCGCCGUGCUGCUGCGCGACGCCGUGCCGCGCGGCAAGCAGAUCAAGGGAAGCGUCUCAUAUCCGUUCAGCUUCACGGGCCGCGACGUCGUCUCGACGAUCCAGGCGCUGAUCCCGCGCGAGCACGCCGCAUGGGCUGCCGGCCUGGCGCUGGGACAGCUCGAUGCGGCGCGAGAGCGCAGAGUCGCGCUACUCGUAGCGAAGACGCUCAAGAGCCAGCUCUUCUUCCACGAGGUCGACUGGGGCCAGAACGACCUGCGCGAUGGCGUCGAGGAGGUUUACAUGUUCCUCGAGGAUUCGCUGGCCGGCUCCGGCACACCUGCGGCGCGGCAAGACUCCGACAAUGCCUUUGAGCGCGAGCUGGCGCUGGCGCAUGAGACGGGACAGAAGCCGGCUUCGCGCGCGGGGCAGCAACCGCGGGCAGACGGUAUGGACGAGCUGCCGACGGGCGUCUUCACGCCCCUCACUGCCUGCUACUCGCCGCUGUGCGGGAAGCCCGAUGCGCCGCGCGGCUCCGAGUGCUACUCGCUCUCGUGUCCGCGCGCACGCUCCUCGGCCAUCGGCCAGCGCCUUACGUCGCAACCACUGGCCGACGCUGUGGCGCUCCCUCCUGCUGGCGAGCUCUCGCGAUGGGGCCAGCCGAUGCAAGCGGCGCACUCUGGCGCCGCCGGCAAGUCGCACAUGGCUGCCGCAUGGGCCGACCUUGUGCCACCAGACCUGCUGAAGAGCAUCCCCAAGAAGGAGAUCAAGCGGCAGAACGCGAUUCUCGAGACGAUUCAGAAGGAGGAGGAGUUCCUCAGCGACCUCGAGCUGCUGGAGACGCUCUUCCUGCACCGCCUCGAGAAGCCAAGCGAUGCAGGCGACCCGCCUCCGAUUCCCAUCGGUCCAGAGCGCGACAUCUUCGUCGGCGAGGUCUUCUCGAACCACCGCGAGCUUGUGGGGCACAUCCGACGCCUCGUCGAGCGCCUGCACGUGCGGCAGCGCGAGCAGAGCCCCAUCGUGCAGCACAUUGGCGACAUCUUCCUCGACGCGGCGCUGGAGUGGGGCGGCGCCUUCGACGCCAACAUGACGAACUUUCCGCUGGCAAAGAACCGCAUCCAGCGCGAGGCGAGCGUGAAUCCGCGCUUCGUCGCCUUCCUUGAGUCGUGCCGGCGAGACCCGGCGUGUCACAGGCUGCCCAUGGACCACUUCUUGCAGCGCGCCACGACGCGACUGCCGCGAUACAAGCUGCAUUUCAAGAGCAUCCUCGAGGACACGGACGCCAGCAACUCGGACCAGCAGAGCCUCGUGCGCGCCAUGGAGAUCGUCGACGAGCAGUGCCGCGCCAUCCAGAAGGGCGUCGCCGAGGCCGAGGUGCGAGUCAAGAUCCGCGAGUACGCGUACAACUUGGCGACGAAGCGCAACAAGAGCGUCGUGGAUAUGGACCUGCUGAAUCCGGAACGACAGCUCGUGCACCAGGGCCGUGUCUACCGCAAGCCGGCGUUCCAGGAGCUAGAGUGGGCCGACCUGCUCGCCGUGCUCUUCGACAACUUCCUCGUCGUCACGCGAACGAAGAAGCGCGACGAAGAUGGCGGCGGCGGCGAGUCGUCGGCGGGCAGCUCGAAGUUCCUGCUGGUCAAGCGGCCGAUCCCUGUCGAGAUGAUGGAGCUGUCGGGCUGGAACGAGCCGAGCGUCUCGCGCUCGCUGGGUCUGAGCAACUUCCACCUGCGCAACACGAGCGAGCGCGAGUCGCGCGACCUCUGGCCGUUCACAGUGCACCACAUCGGCGGCAAGACAGAGCCCCUGACGCUCUUCUGUCCCUCCAAGGCGGCGCGCGACGACUGGCGCCGCAAGCUGGAAGAGGCGCAGGGCCUGCGCGCGGCUGUCCAGGAGGCGAACAAGGUCUUCGACUCGCACACGGUCAGCGACGAUGUGUUUGCACUGCCGUCGAUCUCGAGCAUCGAUCCCGAGCGCCCGCCGCCAGGGCUCGACAAUGGCUCAUUCCACGGGCGGGUCACCUGCGCCGUGCCCUUUGUCACGGCCGACGGGCGGCGCCUCGUGGCGAUUGGCUGCGCCGACGGCGUGUGGAUCGGCCUGCGGCACGACCCGCGCUCGCUGCGCAAGGUGCUGCAUCUCAAGCUCGUGACGCAGUGCGCCGUGCUCGAGUCGUUUGGCAUCUUCGUCGUGCUGGCCGACAAGGUGCUCAUCUCGUACAGCCUCGAGGCGCUGGUGCCGAGCGCCGGCGCCACAAGCACGCCACGGCCGCCGCAGAAGCUCAGCGGCAACCGCGACGUCGUCUUCUUCAGCGUGGGCCAGCUCAAGGGGCGCACGCUGCUCGUGUACAUGAAGAAGAAGGCCAACGAGUCCGUCUUCCGCGCGCUCGAGCCCGUCAUCAAUGCGCCGCACGCCGAGCAGCAGAAGGGCGGCGGCGGCCUGCUGGGCCGCUUUGCGCGCGACAACAAGAGCAGCGACUGGUUCCGCAUCUACAAGACGUUCUUCAUCCCCUCGGAGGCCUACUCGAUGCAGUUCCUGCGCUCCAAGCUCUGCAUCGUCUGCGCGCGCGGUUUCGAGAUCAUGAACCUCGACUCGCUGCUGCCCGGCACGAUCCCAGACUUCUCGCAGUGCGCGCGCGACGACCCACGGGUGCAGAUGCUCGCCGGCCGCGUCGAGCGCUCCAAGCCGCUGGGCAUGUUCAAGAACUCCGAGUCCGAGUUUCUGCUCUGUUACGACGCGUUUGCAUGCUAUGUCGACCGUCUCGGCGAGCCGGUGCGCCUCGACAACAUCAUCGAGUGGGAGGGCACUCCACACUCUGUCGCGUUCCGAGCGCCCUACGUGCUCGCCUUCGACAUGCGCUUCGUCGAGAUCCGCGACAGUGCCUCGGGCCAGCUCGUGCAGCUCAUCCGCGCCAACGACCUGCGCUACGUCAGCGGCAGCACGACGCUAGCCAACGAGAAUGAGGCGAGCAUCAUCCUUUCGCAGCGCAAGCGCGCCGCUGGCCGGCUGCCGUACGACUUCCAGCACGUGUUCGAGCUCGUCACCACCAUUCCAACGCAGCUCAUGCGCGCCGACACGACGCACACGACGCGCACCUACGGCUCGGGCAACUCGCGCAACAGCUCGGUCCAGGGCUGGUUCUGAGAUGCAGCAGCGCACAUGCUCCUUAUCCCCUCCUCGCGCCUUCUCUUGCCUUGUCUCGGGGGCUGUCUGACCUGCCUUCUCCACUCUCUCGCCGCCGUUGUGCGCGCGCCUGCAUACCCCCCUCCCUCCUUGCACCAGUGCUCUCGCCCGCAGCGCCGCGCCUAGGCGCUUGCGCCAAUGUAUUCGUAUCCGACCCCGCUCCGCACGUGCACCGUCCAGCC